CGCUGGUCAUAUGAUAAUCAUUUUCUUUUGCUUCUAAGGUAGGGAGGGCGUUGCAGGUGACUUAAGACUACCGGUACAUGAAGAAUUAACCUGACGGAUACAAAAUGGAAAAGGUUAAAAUGUAACAGAAGGAAGAUGGAAAAACGAGGACAGUAAGGGGAGAAGGAAGAAAAAAAAAGGAUAUUUCAGAAAUUUAAUAAUAUAAGUGAACAAACCCUUCAUCUCCCACGCUCGCUCGAUGGCAAAAAAAAAAAAGGGAGACUAAGAUUACAAAACCUUCAAACUCAGAUAGAGAUUAUAUAUACCACUCACUCUCCCAACAGCCAAGCAUCGGCCACGAUCUUCGCAAUCCCGAGCCUGACGACGCGAAUGAUAUCGGCAGCCUUCCACCCCUCCGCGCCCUCUCUCCAGUCCCACGCUCGCCGGGCUGUUCCCGCUGUUGCAUCAGCACUAACCAACCCCGAAUCAAUCCCGUCGCGAACACUCUCCCAGCUACUAACCAUGCUCCCAGCGAUAUACCCGCUCUCCGUCAUUCCGUUCGCCUCGCAGGCAUUCCCACUACCCCCGGAAUCUUUAUGCGCGAGUACCCGCUCUAGAAAUUCCUCCGCCCGUCGCCACACAUCGCCACGAACGCACUCAAAGUUCGUAAUCACCUUGAGCACCUCCAUGGCCUGACGCAUGCCGAGGUAGCGUUUUCGCGGGUUGAUGUAUGGCAUCAGCUCGCCAAGGAGAACGGCUAUCAUCCAUUCCUCCACGGCGGAGUCCCAGUCCGCGUCGUAGACACCACCGUCGAGUUUUUCGCCGGCAGAUUUUAGGACGGCUACGAGCGCCUUGACGGCGCGGGAGUGGUCACCCGAGUCGCGGGAUUCGUAGAAGUUGCGGAGGGUGGCGUAGCCGGAGAGCUCGAAGCGGAGGAUUGGUGAGGUGAUUGAGGUCGGGGUUUUCAGGAGGUCGGAGAGGACGGGGUCUAGCGAU
Molecule: messenger RNA, 975 nt
Organism: Tuber aestivum (summer truffle)
Lineage: Eukaryota; Fungi; Ascomycota; Pezizomycetes; Pezizales; Tuberaceae
Source: the annotation of a GenBank genome assembly